CAGAGGGGCGGAAGCGGCGGCCGAGCGGGGCUGCAGCUGCGGGCGGUGCGGGUGCUGGGCGCCGAGCGCGGGGCGCACCGCCUCCCGGGCGCUCCGAGGUGCGGGAUCCUGACGCGGGGGCCUGACGGGUGACAGCGCCCCACCAAGCCGCCGAGCCCAGGCUGCAGCGCUCGUCGCCUCGGAGGAGAUUUUCUGCUAUAAUGGCAGCCACACGAGGGAGGACGAAGAAAAGAACGUGCUAUGAUCAUUCUCCGGACAGCCUUCCUCUGAGGAGCUCCGGGAGGCAGGCAAGGAAGAAAGCAGCAGAGACAGCAGAAGAAGAUGAAGAUGGCGGGUCGGAGAAGAAGUACAGGAAGUGUGAGAAGGCUGGCUGCACAGCGGCGUGUCCUGUGUGCUUCGCAAGCGCUUCCGAAAGAUGCGCCAAAAAUGGCUAUACGUCCCGAUGGUAUCAUCUCUCAUGUGGGGAGCAUUUCUGUAAUGAAUGCUUUGACCAUUACUACAGAAGCCACAAGGAUGGAUACGAGAAAUAUAUCAUGUGGAAAAAAAUAUGGACUAGCAAUGGGAAAACGGAACCUAGCCCCAAAGCUUUCAUGGCUGACCAGCAGCUCCCCUACUGGGUUCAGUGUACAAAGCCUGAGUGUAGAAAAUGGAGGCAACUUACCAAGGAAACUCAACUUACGCCACAGAUAGCAAAGGCUUAUCGAUGUGGUAUGAAGCCAAAUAAUGCUGUCAAGCCUGAGGUCUCAGACCAUUGUUCCCUCCCUGAGGACCUGAGAGUGUCAGAAGUCUCCAGCCACUGGUGGUACUCCAUGCUCAUCCUACCUCCUUUACUGAAAGACAGCGUGGCAGCGCCCCUGCUUUCUGCCUACUACCCCGACUGCGUCGGCAUGAGCCCCUCCUGCACCAGCACCAACCGUGCCGCCGCCGCUGCCAGCAGCCCUGGGAAGCUGGAGCACUCCAAGGUGGCCCCCUCUGCACUUGUUCCAGGCAUGAACCAGUACUUCCAGCCUUUCUACCAACCCAAUGAAUGCGGCAAGGCCUUGUGUGUGCGGCCGGACGUGAUGGAACUGGAUGAGCUCUAUGAGUUCCCUGAGUAUUCCCGUGAUCCCACCAUGUACCUGGCUUUGAGAAACCUCAUCCUGGCUCUGUGGUACACGAACUGCAAAGAAGCACUUACUCCUCAGAAAUGCGUCCCUCACAUCAUUGUCCGGGGUCUGGUGCGCAUCCGUUGUGUGCAGGAAGUGGAAAGGAUACUGUAUUUUAUGACAAGGAAAGGUCUCAUCAACACCGGAGUCCUCAGCGUGGGAGCCGACCAGUGUCUUCUUCCCAAAGACUAUCACAGCAAAUCCGUCAUUGUGAUUGGGGCUGGUCCAGCAGGAUUAGCAGCUGCAAGGCAACUACAUAACUUUGGAAUUAAGGUGACUGUCUUGGAAGCCAAAGACAGAAUCGGAGGCCGCGUGUGGGAUGAUAAAUCUUUGAAGGGCGUUACGGUGGGGAGAGGAGCCCAGAUUGUCAAUGGCUGUGUUAACAACCCGGUAGCACUAAUGUGUGAGCAGCUUGGCAUCAGCAUGCAUAAAUUUGGAGAAAGAUGUGACUUAAUUCAGGAAGGUGGAAGAAUAACUGACCCCACUAUUGACAAGCGCAUGGAUUUUCAUUUUAAUGCUCUCUUGGAUGUUGUCUCUGAGUGGAGGAAGGAUAAGACUCAGCUCCAGGAUGUCCCUUUAGGAGAGAAGAUAGAAGAGAUCUACAAGGCCUUCAAGCAGGAAUCGGGGAUCCAGUUCAGUGAGCUGGAAGAACAGGUGCUUCAGUUCCACCUCAGCAACCUGGAGUAUGCCUGUGGCAGCAACCUGCAUCAGGUGUCUGCUCGCUCCUGGGACCACAAUGAAUUCUUUGCCCAGUUUGAUGGAGACCACACUCUACUGACACCUGGCUACUCUGUAAUCAUUGAAAAAUUGGCAGAAGGGCUGGACAUUCGGCUCAAGUCUCCAGUGCAGAGCAUUGAUUACACAGGGGAGGAGGUACAAGUCACCACCACCGAGGGCACAGGGUUUUCUGCACAGAAGGUGCUGGUUGCUGUACCCCUGGCCAUGCUGCAGAAAGGCGCCAUCCAGUUUAAUCCCCCGCUCUCAGAGAAGAAAAUGAAAGCCAUCAGCAGCCUAGGGGCAGGCAUUAUUGAGAAGAUCGCCUUGCAGUUUCCAUACAGAUUUUGGGACAGUAAGGUUCAAGGGGCUGACUUUUUUGGACACGUCCCUCCCAGUGCCAGCCAGCGGGGGCUCUUCGCUGUGUUCUACGACAUGGACCCCCAGAAGCAGCAGAGCGUGCUCAUGUCUGUGAUCACGGGCGAGGCGGUGGCGUCCCUGCGGACCCUGGAGGACAAGCAGGUGCUGCAGCAGUGCAUGGUCACCCUCCGGGAGCUGUUCAAGGAGCAGGAGGUCCCAGAUCCCAUCAAGUAUUUUGUUACCCGGUGGAGCACAGAGCCAUGGAUACAGAUGGCAUACAGCUUUGUGAAGACGUGUGGAAGCGGUGAGGCCUACGACAUCAUUGCCGAAGAAAUACAAGGGACCAUCUUUUUCGCUGGGGAGGCAACAAACAGGCAUUUUCCACAAACCGUUACAGGGGCAUAUCUGAGUGGUGUUCGAGAAGCAAGCAAGAUCGCAGCAUUUUAGAUAGACUUUAUCUGGACUCAGCCUUCUGUACUCCAAAUGGUAUAGUUUGAAACACAUUAAACCUCAUUUUUGCAAGGGAAAAAAACACUUUGGAUAGCAAAAACUGAAAUGUUGUUAAGGCAAUAGAAUGUAAGCUCAUUUUAGCACUCUGAAAGCACUGACCCAGAAUUCCUUUCGUGCACUUAUACUUGUUUGCACUGUUCACAAUUCCAACUGUGCUGUUAAAGACUUCUGGACUUUAUUAUAAGGCAGAAUGCCUUAAAAGAGAACGUGGAAUCAAUUUCUUGCAUGGUUGACUGAUCAGUUUUCAUAUACUGAAAAACAAAACCCUUCAAGGAGGAAUCGCUUCUUCACCAGAGAAAGCCACGUGUUUUUCCUGUGACUCAGUAGCUACCAGUGAGCCUUAAUAUCUUACAUAACUCUACCCUUGAGCCUCUACUUCUUUUUUAAAUACAGCACAAAUUUCCAGUUGGGGAUAAAACAGUCUUAAGAAGCUGUUUUAUAUCGUACAUAUUUCUUCCCAUUAGGUGUUCACAAAAAAUUUAAAUUCUGGUCUCUUUUGAUAAAAUGUUUUACAUUUGUACACUCACUGGCAAAGUUGUGAAGUUUUUAACUGCCUGCAGUUACAGUACUGGGACUUUGGUCUUCACACUCAACACAGGUUAUUGUUCUUUUUCUAAAGCCAAAUCUAAGUGAACAACGCUCUUCAAAUGCCCUCAAAGGUUUUGAGAACCACUAGCAAAAUGAUCUUGUAAUAAAAACUCUUCCAUAUCUG
Molecule: messenger RNA, 3441 nt
Organism: Ochotona princeps (American pika)
Lineage: Eukaryota; Metazoa; Chordata; Mammalia; Lagomorpha; Ochotonidae
Gene: KDM1B
Product: lysine demethylase 1B
Exons: 21
Coding region: 201-2666 (821 amino acids)
Molecular function (GO): oxidoreductase activity; zinc ion binding; protein binding
Source: RefSeq, a predicted model, not a curated record